ACAACGACCGCACUUUCUUCCAUUCCGACAUUGGCGUUAGGUAAACAAACAGUCCGCGAUCGGUUUAGGAACAGCCUGUGAACGUCGAGGUCGCUUUUCGAUAAUAAAGGACCCCCCUAAUGAGAACAGGUCCGAAUUGACGACGGCAAACCAGUUGCUUUGUUUUUUUUUUCGACAACGUUUUAACGCCAGGGAGGCAGUUCAAUCCUCUAAUUCGUGGCUCUAAGGUGGUGAUAUGACCCGUGUUCUCCUCGUAUUCUUAGUGUAUGUAAGCCUGUGCUAUGGAGGCCCACCUAAGGUCGAUACCAAAGUAAUGCUGCUGGAUUCCUACAUCCCAGCAGCCAUGCAGGUCAUAGCUCACCUCACAGAAUCCAUGAAAUAUGACCUUCAACCUCCAGCCUCCAAGCCAACAACUACUUCACGACCGUCGGAAAUCACCAAACCCACUUCUACUCACCGUCCAGGCAUCUACGCACCUGAAAUGCCACCCGGUGCUGAAAGUUACGAGAAGUUAGGAGAGCUCUACGACGAACCUAUUUCAUCGAAGACAUUCUUCACCUUGCCCAAGCUGCAGGCUUACCUCAGCGUGGAUACGGAGGAGCUACCGGAGAACCUUGAGAAUCUCAUCGGUGUUGGUCCAGCGGCGCUCGUCAAGCUUGUCAACACGGAGGAUUUGGCUUCACCGGAAGAUCCAGAUGAGGCGGUGCAGUUGUUUUCCAAGAAUUAUGAUGAUUCGGACUUUAGGGUAUACCUGGAGAAGAACAAGAAGGCGCCUCCUACCAGGGCUUACGUGACUCUACUCUCCCUCUACGACCAGCUGAGCAAGGACGCAAAGAGUCAAGGGUACAACAAGUUUCAGGGUUACCACCAUCAUGUUCUGAUCGAACUGUCGAAGACGUCAUCAGGCACUGCUGCUGACCAACUCAAAUUCAUACUGGAAAAGAUAUUGGCCAACCAGGAUACCAAACAGCCAGCGGUAAAGAAGAAGAUUUCAGCUUUGUUAGAAGAUUUGAACACAGAUAAUAGCUACAUCCAUAAGGCACUCCUGUACAUUCCUCCGCUUCAGUUUAGUAUUUAGAUUAUUGGACGCUAGAAUAAUAAAAUUAAGAACAAA
Molecule: messenger RNA, 1114 nt
Organism: Harmonia axyridis
Lineage: Eukaryota; Metazoa; Arthropoda; Insecta; Coleoptera; Coccinellidae
Gene: ImpE3
Exons: 4
Coding region: 236-1078 (280 amino acids)
Source: RefSeq, a predicted model, not a curated record